AUGCCGUCUGGUAGUGCGCUCGUACACACGCUCACUAUUGCCAGGCGAGCGAUGCCGAUGUUGUUUACGGCUAUGCUUGGUCAUGAUCGUCACUGCGCUUCUUGCGACGAGAAGGCGAAGGUGAACUUGAUCGUGAGGAAGACCUUCCUCGAGAUCUCGAGCGUGAGAUUGGUCUUGAAGAAGAAGAGGGCUUGUUACUUCCUCGGAACGAUUGAGGUCGGCCUCGAGAAGGUGAGGGUGUUCGGGUUCUGGAGGAUGGCAUGGGGAUUGGUGAUGGGCUUGGCGAUGGUCUCUGGUUAA
Fusarium graminearum PH-1 is the source of this 300-nucleotide messenger RNA. RefSeq lists its product as uncharacterized. NCBI's taxonomy places the organism in Eukaryota, Fungi, Ascomycota, Sordariomycetes, Hypocreales, Nectriaceae. The record is from RefSeq and is a predicted model, not a curated record. The transcript is spliced from 2 exons. The coding region runs from base 1 to 300 and encodes 99 amino acids.